Camellia sinensis is the source of this 928-nucleotide messenger RNA. The record is from RefSeq and is a predicted model, not a curated record. NCBI's taxonomy places the organism in Eukaryota, Viridiplantae, Streptophyta, Magnoliopsida, Ericales, Theaceae.
UGGCGGCGGAGGGUUGAGAAUUAUUGGAAUCUCUUGAGUCCAAAGAUAACAUCUGACACUCUGAGGAAUUUGAUGGACAUGAAAGCAAAUCUAGGGUCAUUUGGAGCUGCUUUGAAGGAAAAGGAUGUCUGGGUGAUGAAUGUUGUCCCUGAAGAUGGACCCAACACACUUAAGAUAGUAUAUGACAGAGGUCUCAUCGGCACAGUUCAUAAUUGGUGUGAAGCCUUCUCAACAUACCCCCGGACUUAUGAUCUCCUUCAUGCUUGGACUAUACUUUCUGACAUUGAGAGGAAGGGUUGCAGUGCUGAGGAUCUGCUGCUUGAGAUGGAUCGUAUGCUCAGGCCAACUGGAUUCAUCAUCAUCCGGGAUAAACAACCCGUUAUAGAAUUUGUAAAGAAGUAUUUACCAGCAUUGCAUUGGGAAGCCAUGGCAACAGCUGAUUCGUCGUCAGAUCCGGACGGGGAUGGCGACGAAUUCGUCUUGGUGAUCCAAAAGAAAGUAUGGUUGACAAGCGAGAGCCUCAGGGAUUCAGAAUAAGAAAACAGAGUCUCUUUGCCUCGCUUCACCAUUCACAUUCUCUCUCCUGGUCUCUGGGUCUAAGAAGCAUGUCCCGAGGGCAAUACGGUAAAUUCAUUUCAUUCUGUAGAAUGUUAAGUGAUGUUUUUACUGUUUCUUUCCUUCCUUUUACUUUUGUUAUUCUGAUGUAGUUGAUACCAUAGACACUACCUGCAUUUAUAGGCUCUUUUUUUUUUAAUUUUUUUUAUGUCCAUUUUUUUAAUGUCCCCCUUCGAUAUUCUUGUUGGGUAUUAUUAAUUGGGAGCUAAUGCAGCCAAUUACUAAUAAUGUAAAACAUGAAAUGUAUGUGGCUGAAUAUUUGUACCUGAAAUGGCUUCUAAAUUUAUUUAUUAGUGGAUCUACUGCUUCACCA